Messenger RNA from Ornithodoros turicata, 1013 nucleotides. Its product is annotated as polyisoprenoid diphosphate/phosphate phosphohydrolase PLPP6-like. NCBI's taxonomy places the organism in Eukaryota, Metazoa, Arthropoda, Arachnida, Ixodida, Argasidae. The record is from RefSeq and is a predicted model, not a curated record. Bases 191 to 877 code for a protein of 228 amino acids. The transcript is spliced from 3 exons. Gene Ontology annotation, molecular function: sphingosine-1-phosphate phosphatase activity.
GAGGCUUGAAGGGCAUGAAUCCAACGGCAUCCAAUAUUCAAUCUGCCAUCUGCCACCCUGCAACAAGUGCUCACGCGCGUCAAUCGGAAGUACCACCUGUUUCUUGCCUGCAUAUCUUGUGUCAGUGAAUAAGGCCACCGUGUUGUUAUAUACAGAUUCACCACUACGUUGAUGCUUGCAGUCGCCGGAGAUGGGCAGCGAACCGGACGACGCGACGGAGGCCAAGAAGCGUGACUUGCCGCCGCCGGGCUGGAAACGGAACCCUUUCCUCCUGUCGCUGAAGAGGCUCGACGAACUGCUGUCCGAACGGUGCUUCCUUGCCGCCUCCGAGAAAUCUCCCCUCGGCCACCGCAUACCUGCACUGUGCAUGUUGGAGCGGACAGCUCACAGUGCACUGUGGUUCGGUGGGCUCCUCCUCCUCAUGUGGUUCUUCUCGAUGGAUCCGCCGUUCCGGACCUUUCUAUUCAACGUCUUCCUGGCACUAACGCUCGACGUGAUCUUGGUCGCCAUCUUGAAAGCUACUUGCAGACGACGGCGUCCAGGCGUGACGAGGGAGCAGUACGAGAGCUCGCCUCAGGCGUCCCACCUCAGCUUCCCGUCCGGCUUCACGUCCCGCGCCGUUCUGGUGGCCCUCAUUGCCGUCGACCACAGCCACUUGUUCCCCCUCUUCAAGUUGCCCUUUGUGGUCUGGUGCUGCGCAGUGGCAGUCUGCAAACUGCUCAUGGGACGGCAGUUCGUUGGUGACUCCCUGGGUGGUCUUGUGCUGGGGUACCUGGAGUACCACCUGGUUGUCGUGCCAAUGUGGUUGUCGCAGGACUCUGUGGGUUUCUUCUUCAACCUGCUCGACGACGAUGCGGCCGUCGGAGUGUCCUUGUGACGCUGGCUCUCGUUGAUCAGAAUGUUCCGGUUAGAGUUCCUAUGUUCGGUUGGUUUUGUGUGUCUCAUACAUGACGUACAUCUCAUACAUGACAUAUCGUGCGGAGAGUAAAAGACGUGGUGGUUCGUAAAACUGA